Molecule: messenger RNA, 8076 nt
Organism: Nerophis lumbriciformis (worm pipefish)
Lineage: Eukaryota; Metazoa; Chordata; Actinopteri; Syngnathiformes; Syngnathidae
Gene: iqsec3b
Product: IQ motif and Sec7 domain ArfGEF 3b
Biological process (GO): actin cytoskeleton organization; regulation of ARF protein signal transduction
Molecular function (GO): guanyl-nucleotide exchange factor activity
Source: RefSeq, a predicted model, not a curated record
CUCCUUUUUUUUUUGGUUUUGUUGCUCCGACCUCUUUUUUUUUUUUUUUUUUUUGUUCUUUAUUAUCACCCUCUCGUGUGUAUGAUGAGCUCCAGCCUGCUGGAAAACCCCGUGCAGGCGAUUUUGUACCUGCGGGAGCUCACCACCAUCGUCCAGAACCAGCAGAGCCUCAUCCAGACACAGCGCUCCCGCAUAGAGGAGCUGGACCGGCGGGUGGAUGAUCUCAUCGGCGAGAACAGGCACCUGCGCGACGUCCGCGUGCAGCAGCAGCAUCCAUACCCUUCCUUCCCCCAUCUCCUUCAUCAUCACCAUCACCCUGACCCGGGCUGCCUCCAUCAUCUCCACCUGGUGCAGGACCUCCAGACCAAGACCGCUGCAAGCUCUCAGCCGGACCACGAGGAAGCUCCGCCGGUGCAACAGGACGAGGGUGACGCGGUGGUCCAACCCCCCGCCCUGGACCCAGGGGACAUGCAGCUGGUUCCUGCCGACCCGACCAUGGUUUCCCCGGCGGGAAGUGACCCGGAAAACUGCGGAAGUUUCACCGGCUGCCGCUCUUUGGUUCCGAUGACCCCGACUACUCUUUGCAGAUCCCUGGCCCUCGCUAAGACGUCCGAAAGCGAGACGGUGCUGCAUCAGUUCUGCUGCCCCGCCCCCGAGCAUCCUGAUGUCGAUGCGAGCAACUCUUCCAGCGGCCAGUUGCUGAGCCUGGAGGAUGGAACGUCCUCUGGGGGACAGGAAGUGGAGGGCACCAAGCGGGAGGGGCCCAGCGAGUAUGAGAUCUCCCUGGAGAAUAAAAACAAACAGAUAGAAGAGCUGGAGCAGAAGUACGGAGGCCACCUCAUCGCCAGACGAGCCGCCCGUCGCAUCCAGACAGCUUUCCGGCAGUACCAGCUCAGCAAAAACUUCCAAAAGAUCCGCAACUCCCUCUCGGAGAGCAAGUUGCCCCGCCGGAUCUCCCUGCGGCACCCUAGCCCUUCAGGGCGAAACCGGAAUACCGCCCAGAGACACAGUUACUCUCUUCAUCCGGGAGGGGGACAGAUACCGCUACGCUCCAAAACGCCGCCGCCGCCACCGUGUCGCUCCACAUCCCUGCCUCCUUCUCCUGCAUCCGCGGCAGCAGCAGCAGCAGCUUCUGCUCCAAGCUCAGGACCAGCACCCGCUCAAAGUCCCGGACCCUCACUUUCACAGCUGGAAGACUGCUUCUCUGAACAACUUCACUCUCUGGCCCAGUCGAUAGAUGAAGCCCUCCGUGGUUGGAGCAUGUCAGAAGGUGGCGAAGGCAAAGGCCUCCUCAUGGACCCCAGUGCCCUUAGAGCAGCUGCUGAGAGCGCCUGCCUGCCCCGCAGCGCCAGCUCUCUUCUCAUGGCCUUCAGGGACGUGACGGUGCACAUUGACAGCAAUAGCUCCUACACCAUCUCCUCCGCCACCACCACCACAACCACCGCCUCGCUAGGCAACGCAGCCCAGGCGGGCAGCAGAAAGACCUCCUUGAGCGGGAUGGGUGGGAUAGGGUUCGGAGGAGGGGACGGGUUUUCAGCGGAAGGGAUGGAGCCGGAGUUUCCCGCACCUCCCCCCAGUGAGGAGCUGGAAAUGGUGGAUCCUGGAUCAAGGAGGGGGUCUGCCGUGCCCCUCCCAGGGGUGGGGGGAUUUCUAGAGGGGGAUAACCUCCUAGGCAGAGUGGGGUCCACCUCCACGUCUACCUCCACGUCCACCACCAUUGCCACCUCCACCCUGUCCAACCAGCAGCCUGCCCAGAUUUACACCCAGUACCAGCAGUACCACUACACGCACCCCCAGCAGGUGGCAGCGGGCACCAGUCCUGACGCCCUUCAGGCUCUGGUGGUCUCCUUGCCCAGGGACCGUUGCCAGGAUCCAGCUUCCUGCCGGUCUCCCACCUUCUCCACAGACACACACCGCAAACGGCUCUAUCGUAUUGGACUCAACCUCUUCAAUGUGAACCCGGAGAAAGGCAUCCACUUCCUGAUCACGCGUGGCUUCGUCCCGGACACGGCCAUCGGCGUGGCUCACUUCCUGCUGCAGAGGAAAGGUCUGAGCAGGCAGAUGAUUGGAGAGUUUCUGGGCAACAGCAAGCUGCAGUUCAACAGAGAUGUUCUCGAUUGCGUCGUAGACGAGAUGGAUUUCUCCGGCAUGGAGUUGGACGAAGCGUUGCGAAAGUUCCAGGCUCACGUUCGUGUCCAGGGCGAGGCGCAGAAAGUGGAAAGACUCAUCGAGGCCUUCAGCCAGCGCUACUGCAUGUGUAAUCCGGACGUGGUGCAGCAGUUCCACAACCCCGACACCAUCUUCAUCCUGGCCUUCGCCGUGGUCCUCCUCAACACGGACAUGUACUCGCCCAACAUCAAACCGCAGCGCAAGAUGGGCCUGGACGACUUCAUACGCAACCUGAGAGGUGUGGACGAUGGAGCAGACAUCCCCAGGGAGAUGGUGGCGGGCAUUUAUGAGAGGAUCCAGCAAAGAGAGCUGAGAUCCAAUGAAGACCACGUCACCUACGUGAGCCGAGUGGAGCAGUCCAUCCUGGGCCUGAAGACUAUCCUGGCCGUACCCCACAGACGUCUGGUGUGCUGCUGUCGCCUGUUUGAGGUCCCAGAUGCCAACAAACCUCACAAACAGAAACUGUCGCAGCUCCAGAGAGAGGUCUUCCUCUUCAAUGACCUGCUCUUGAUCCUGAAGCUGUGCCCGAAGAAGAAAAGCUCAGCAUCUUACACCUUCUGUAAAGCCAUGGGUCUUCUGGGGAUGCAGUUUCACCUCUUCAGCAAUGAAUACUACGCCCAUGGUGUCACCAUGCUGAGCCCGUUUACCUCAGAGAAGAAGCAGCUGGUCAGCUUUUGCUCGCCGAGCGGGGAGGAGCUCAGGAAGUUUGCGGAGGAGCUCCGAGAGGCCAUUUCCGAGGUCAACGAGAUGGAGCACAUACACAUCCAGUGGGAGCUGGAGAGGCAGCAAGGCAUCCAGCCACACAGCAUCCACACCAAUGGAGGACAAGUAGACGUGCACACGGGACACGGCUCCCCCUCAGGUCAACAAGACGUGUACGAUAAAACGGGCAACAACAACACAGUGGAGGUGUCAAUUCACAACAGGCUGCAGACCUACCAACUGAGCCCGCCCAGCGUUGAGGCCCCGCCCCUGGCCCUGACCGCCCCGCCCGCCCUGCUAGGCCCCGCCCAGGCGGCCGAGCUCCGCCCGGAGACGCUCAUCCAGUGCCAGCAGAUCGUCAAGGUGAUCGUGGUGGACCAGAGCGGGCGGGGCCGCAUGGAGGCCUUCCUCAGCCAAGGGCCGGCCGCCCACCAGCUCCUCCAGUCGGCCAUGUCCACCCCCGUGCACGUCAGGGAGGGGGACGGGCCCCAGCCACCCUUGCCGCCGCCCCCGCCCCCUUACAACCACCCCCACCAGUUCUGCCCGCCUGACUCGCCCAUGCCGCUCCAUCACACCAUGCCGCUCACUCGUCGCCGUAACUCCAGCGGCUCCCGCAGCAUCGUCUGAGACACCCCAGGGGUCCGCCCCGUGCCCACUCGCCCUCAUCCCCCAUGUUGGGACAAUCUCUUUUGGUAAGAAGAGCAACAAUGCCUCCAUGACAAGACAAUUAGCUGAAUCACCAUUGUCAACAUGGACGCCAUUUUUUUUUGAAGAAGAAGAAGACACCAACAAUACACGCCGCCUGGUAGCUGAAGAUGUCACCCUCUUUGAAAAGACUAUUUUGAUCCACAUUAGUUUACUAGAAAUAUGAAGGACGUACGCUUAUUUCCUCCCACAGGAGAACCACUCGCACAUGAAACCGAACAUCUCAGCACAACUAAUCAAACCAUUUCUUUCUUAUCUCGCUAAUGUGAAGAAGAAAAAAAGACAUGCCUAUCUGUGUCCUUUCUUAUUUUAGGGUAAGGAAUUUCCUGCGAGGCAAAAAAAGGCAGUACGUCAUGUACAGAAUGAUGUCAUACAGUCUCAUGUCUCCUGCUUGUCAAGAUAAGGACGAUUCCAAGAAGGAGUGUCGGGCCCACACUGACAAUGUAAUUCAAAGAAGGAAUGUCGGGGCCACACUGACAACGUAAUUCCAACAAGAAGUGUCAGGGCCACACUGACAAUGUAAUUCCAAAAAGGAGUGUCGGGGCCACACUGACAAAGUAAUUCCAAGAAGGAAUGUCGGGGCCACACUGACAACGUAAUUCCAACAAGAAGUGUCAGGGCCACACUGACAAUGUAAUUCCAAAAAGGAGUGUCGGGGCCACACUGACAAUGUAAUUCCAAAAAGGAGUGUCGGGGCCACACUGACAAAGUAAUUCCAAGAAGGAAUGUCGGGGCCACACUGACAACGUAAUUCCAACAAGAAGUGUCAGGGCCACACUGACAACGUAAUUCCAAAAAGGAGUGUCGGGGCCACACUGACAACGUAAUUCCAAGAAGGAGUGUCGGGGCCACACUGACAACGUAAAACACGUCACGCCACUAAAGUGAAAUUGCAACUUUAAAAAGUGCAUUUCUUCACAAUAAUCCAUUGAAUUUAAUUGAUAUUAAUUUGUCGUUGAGCAAAGUCAACAAUAACAGCAUUCAUUUUGAAUACAGUAGGUCCGGAUUGACUCAUUCCUGUGAGAAUCCUGCGUGAGAAUGAAGCAUUAAGGUGGAUUCUUCACUCAUCCUUUAAGGGAGGGAAGAGGAAAAGACUAAUUCAGACCGGCUGUUAACAGUAAAAUUAUAACAUUACUUUUUUCAUAAUUUAAUUCUUGUAAAAUUACACUAAAAUGUUUUCUUCAUCUUUUGUUCCAAAAUAUUAUAUGCAAACUAUCACAUAAUUCUUGCAAUAUUCCAAUGUUAUCCUUGCAGAGUUUUUCCUCAAAAUAUUGUGUAAUUAUUUUCCUAUAAUUACGACAUAAAACUGUAAUUACUACUUUAAUCGCGAUAUGCUGACUCUUAUUACGACGUUCUCUGCUAAAAAACAUUUCAACUUUAUUCUUAACAAGUUAUUAAAGAUUUUUUGGCAUAUUACGAUUUUCUCAUUAGAGGCGGUCAUCCUUUUACAAAGUUCCUUCCGUGUUGCCACUUUUCACCGUUACAAACCUGCGCCCAUAAACACAUUUAAAACGUACCGUAUUUUCCGGACUAUAAGCUGCCACUUUUUUCAACGCUUUAAACCCAGUGGCUUAUAAAAGGGUGCGGCUAAUUUAUGGAUUUUUCUUCGCCAGCAGCCAUAAUGUUUUGUAUUCAACAAAUAGUUUUCAUAUUACACUGACAGAGACACUAAAACGGUGUGUUAUUGUUUAUCUUGUGGACAAGAUCACUGUAGGUUAUGCGGGUUAAAAAUGUACUUCCUGUUUCGUGCCCUGAACCGUAGCUUUUCUGCUUGAGAGGAUUCUUCAUUCAUUGUUCCAAGCAACGUUUGGAAGUUUUAUAAUAUAACUAAAACUAUUUAUACUUACUAAACCUUCUCAUGUGUGUGUGUAGGAGGGUUUUCAUGCAUUUUGUACGUGCUAUCGUAAUGUAAUCAAGCUGACGCCGUAGCAUUAGCGAAUAUAAUAACACGCUGUUAGUAUUAUUACCUUACAAUGGCAUUCUUUUUGUAUUGUUUCAGUUUCGUAAAUUCACCAAAACGUCACCGUGGAGUUUGAAUUGAAUUUGUUUAGCUGAUUGGAGAGCUAGCUUCCGCAGCUAGUAGGUCCAUGACAAUGACUUCUGUUUUGUUUGAUCAGCCGUUUUACUGCCGUGUUACAGACACCUUUGGAAACAAUUAAGGUAUGUAAAUGUACAUUUACAAAAUCUUUCGUACCAGUAAAUGAAUGCAGCUUAUAGUCCGGUGCGGCUAAAAUGGGUAAACGUAUUUUUUUUCUUAUAAAAUUUGGUGGGUGCGGCAAAAAUACCAGUGCGCUCUAGAGGUCGCGGCGGAAGAAUACAGUGUGUCCAUUUUGGGCCGCUACUGAGGAAGAAUAUUAGUUAACUCAAACGUAAAUUAUUCAUAUAUGUAAAUUAGACACCGUAAAACAAUCAACAUUGGCCGCCUGCCCAGUCAAAUGCUGCAACUGCCAUGAAGGGUAAAGAUGGUGUCUUUGAAUAAGUUCAAAGUUAAAGUAGCAAUGAUUGUCACACACACACUAGGUGUGGCGAAAUUAUUCUCUGCAUUUGACCCAUCACCCUUGAUCACCCCCUGGGAGGUGAGGGGAGCAGUGAGCAGCAAAGUUGGCCACGCCCGGGAAUCAUUUUUGGUGAUUCAACCCCCAAUUCCAACCCUUGAUGCUGAGUGCCAAUGGGUCCCAUUUUUAUAGUCUUUGGUAUGACUCGGCCGGGGUUUGAACUCACAACCUACCGAUCUCAGGGCGGACACUCUAACCACUAGGCCACUGAAUAAGUGAAAGGAUAUUUACUAUGAAAUGAACAGUGAUAAUUAAGCAGCAUAGUGGUCUCAUUAUUUAGACUUCCUCCCCCCAAAGGGUUUCCUGCCAUCCCUUGCAAACACACGAUCAAAGUAAGCCGUUGUUCCAUUUUUUAUGACUGUUUGGAUUUCACCUUUUUAUUUGGUAAUCACUUAGAUAUAAAGCCAGACUAGAACUUAAUUUUUACAUCGCAGUGGUGAUAACAACUCGUUAAUAACCCGAGGACCACGUCUCAUUUUUAAAAUGAUGUCAUAAUAUCAAUUAAGAUGCUUUUAUACUACAGCUUUAAUCUUGUCAAAUUGAUUUGUGUAAUAUCAUGACUUUAUUUUUGUUAACCAAACAAUUUUCUCCGUUUAACAAUAACCUGAUUUCAUUUAGGAAUCAUUUCGGUAUACAUUCCGACUUUCACUCAAACUUAUCGCGGUUGUUGGAAUGGAAUUUGAGCUCCUGAAUAUUUAAAAAAUCACGGUCUCAAUCUUGUAGAAUUGAGAUGUUUUUCUCGUGAUAUUACAAAUUUGGUCUUGUAAAAAUAUUUACUGUUGACAAAGUGUAACAUUUUUAAUCAGAUUAAUCAGACUUUUGAAUUUGGAUUACCGUAUUUUUCGGACUAUAAGUCGCAGUUUUUUUCAUAGUUUGGCUGGGCUCCAAUGCGACUUAUAUAUGUUUUUUUCCUUCUUUAUUAUGCAUUUUCGGCAGGUGCGACUUAUACUCCGGUGCGACUUAUACUCCGAAAAAUACGGUAAUCUUGAUUAAUGCAUAAUUUAACUUAACUUAAACUGAAAUGCAAUUUUUAUUGUCACGCCAUCCAGGAACAUUUUAUAAAUGUUUUACACGAAUGCACGUCAUUUAUUUGCUCAAAACUUGAUAACAGUUUUAUCCAAAGUCCCGUCUGGGUUUAUUACUAUUAUUAUUAUUAUUACCAUGUAAUAUCCAUGGUUACGCUUAAGAGGCAUGUACGCCUACGAUGAAUUGCGUGAAUACUCCGCGUAUAUACAUGAUUCAUGUGAUAACUUUUUAUGAAUGUUCACAUACAUUAAGUUAACUUAUCUGACUGACGGCCCUAGUACUGCUACACAUUUAUUUUCGUUAUCAUUUUGUAAAUAAAAAGAAUAAAUUGUCAUAACAUCAUUUACAAGUGGGGAUGGAUACCGAAUUCGGUACUUUUAUAGACACCGACCGAAUUAUGUCGGUACUAUUAGGUAUCGAUUCACGUCAAAUCAAACCGUCAAUUAAAGGAUCAUUCAGGCAGCACUCAGCCAAACUCCCUUUAAGUAAUGUUGCAAUUUUCAACACCAACAAAACAAGUAUCCUUGGUAAAAAGAAAACGCUCAAACGUAAAGUAAGGCUUCACUCUUUCAAAACGCGCUAGCUUGAUGCUAAUUUACAGUGGAUUUUCCUUUAACAAGCUACUAUUAGCAUUAGCCAUUUUACAAGGCAAUUUCAACACCUCCAAGUUUGGCCAUGAAAACUGCAACUAAGAUGAAUGCUACAAUUGAACAGCUGUUGUGUACUAAGCACAAUACUUGGAGUGUAAACACUUUGUAGGGCGCAGCGUCCUGAAAAAAGCUACGGUACUGCCAUCUAAUGUCUUGGAAGGGCAACUGCAUUGCAAAUGAGACUUAAACAUGUAAUAAAGCAAACAUAUAUGACAGUUGGAAAGCUCCUUUUUAAAUAUUACAUAAAAAAAUUCAAUGUUAUACUCAAA